Molecule: messenger RNA, 1905 nt
Organism: Frankliniella occidentalis (western flower thrips)
Lineage: Eukaryota; Metazoa; Arthropoda; Insecta; Thysanoptera; Thripidae
Gene: Elp3
Product: elongator complex protein 3
Exons: 9
Coding region: 148-1794 (548 amino acids)
Biological process (GO): tRNA wobble base 5-methoxycarbonylmethyl-2-thiouridinylation
Cellular component (GO): nucleus; cytoplasm; elongator holoenzyme complex
Molecular function (GO): iron-sulfur cluster binding; acyltransferase activity, transferring groups other than amino-acyl groups
Source: RefSeq, a predicted model, not a curated record
UAGUUGUAUGUUGACCAUCCUGCGAGAUGAUAUGAGAAUUUCUUGAUGACUGUGUUAUUGUGGUUAUGAUCUGACAUGUGACAAGUUUAGGUUAAUGUGUUAUUUCAUAUUUUAUUUUAGCAAUAGACGAAAUAGAAAUCUGUCACCAUGGGGAAGCCAGUCAAAUAUGCCGAGCUUUCCAAACAGGAGCGCAUGGUCAGGACUGUGGCUGAAAUUAUCCAGGAGCUGCAACGUGCUCACCAAGAAUCACGUGAUGUUGACCUAAAUCGUUUGAAAACAAGAAUUGCAUCUAAGUAUGGUUUAGAAAGUAGCCCAAGGCUGGUUGAUAUCAUUGCAGCUGUACCUACAGAGAGCAAAAAAGCACUACUUCCGAAGCUACGUGCUAAACCUAUACGCACAGCUAGUGGAAUUGCAGUAGUUGCUGUAAUGUGCAAACCACAUAGAUGUCCGCACAUCAAUAUGACUGGAAACAUCUGUGUGUACUGUCCAGGAGGUCCAGAUUCUGACUUUGAAUACUCAACUCAAUCUUACACAGGAUACGAACCAACAUCCAUGCGGGCUAUUAGAGCACGCUACAACCCAUAUCUUCAAACAAGACACCGUGUUGAACAGCUAAAGCAGUUGGGCCACAGUGUUGACAAAGUAGAAUUCAUUGUAAUGGGUGGAACCUUUAUGUGUUUGUCCAAAGAAUACAGGGAUUAUUUCAUAAGAAAUUUGCAUGAUGCUCUUUCAGGGCAUACAAGUAAUAAUGUAGAUGAGGCAGUCAAGUACUCAGAGAAAAGUAGAGUGAAAUGCAUAGGAAUAACAAUUGAGACUAGACCCGAUUAUUGCCUGAAGCCUCAUCUCUCAGACAUGCUGCGGUAUGGAUGCACUCGUUUAGAAAUCGGUGUGCAAUCUGUUUAUGAGGAUGUUGCAAGAGAUACAAACCGAGGUCACACAGUUCGCGCUGUCACUGAAAGUUUUUCCUUAGCUAAAGAUGCUGGAUUUAAAGUGGUUGUUCACAUGAUGCCAGACCUUCCAAAUGUUGAUUUAGAAAGAGAUGUUGAGCAGUUUACUGAGUUCUUUGAAAAUCCAGCUUUUCGAGCUGAUGGUUUGAAAAUUUAUCCAACUCUUGUCAUUCGGGGAACUGGUCUCUAUGAGCUUUGGAAAACUGGACGAUACAAGAGCUAUCCUCCAGGAACUCUUGUUGACCUCAUCGCCCGGAUUUUAGCUUUAGUGCCACCAUGGACUCGUGUCUAUAGAGUUCAGAGGGAUAUCCCCAUGCCACUUGUCAGUUCGGGUGUGGAGCAUGGCAAUCUACGAGAACUAGCUUUGGCUCGCAUGAAGGAUCUUGGCACCGACUGCCGAGAUGUCCGUACGAGGGAGGUGGGCAUCCAAGAAAUCCAUCAUAAGAUUCGCCCUUACGAGGUGGAGCUGGUGCGGCGGGACUACGUGGCCAACGGGGGCUGGGAGACGUUCCUGGCGUACGAGGACCCUGGCCAGGACAUCCUGGUCGGGCUGCUGCGACUGCGGCGGUGCGCCGAGACCACCUACCGGCCCGAGCUCGUCGGCGGACGGUGCUCCAUCGUCCGGGAGCUCCACGUGUACGGCAGCGUGGUGCCCGUCAGCGCGCGGGACCCCACCCGCUUCCAGCACCAGGGCUUUGGAAUGCUGCUCAUGGAGGAGGCCGAGCGCAUCGCCAGGGAAGAACACGGCUCCACCAAGAUCGCCGUCAUUUCAGGUGUCGGUACGCGUAAUUACUACAGAAAAAUGGGAUAUGAACUGGAUGGCCCCUACAUGUCCAAGAUGCUGUGAUGCAGUACAGCGAGAAUAAGCUGGGACUACAAAUAACAGAAGUUUCUUUCAAGAUUUUCAGUCUGUUUUAAAUGAAAUAAAUACAAAAUAUACACUUGCUAUCUCGAACAA